Paramuricea clavata is the source of this 2187-nucleotide messenger RNA. Lineage: Eukaryota; Metazoa; Cnidaria; Anthozoa; Malacalcyonacea; Plexauridae. The record is from the annotation of a GenBank genome assembly.
AUGCGAUCUACUAAGGUAUAUGAAUUUUUAAUUUUAAAAUGAUUUGAAUUGCAGAUGUGAAUAAUGAUUUUGCCUCAUUAUGCAAAUAUGUUCAUACUAAACAAAAAUUGCUUUCCUUCGUUUAGUCGAAUGAUCUGUUUAAGAAAUUCGUUGUGAAGACUACUGGCAUACAAAUAGAUGCCUAUACAAAAACCGCUACUGAGGCUGCGCAUGCGAAGUUUAUCAGCAUCUACUUGCUAUAUCGUGGCAAACUUCAAGAAUUUUCGUCUGGUGCUAAAUCAGAAAUGGUCGAGGUAGAGGGACCAACCGACGAUUUACAAGCCCGAUUUCUUGCUUGGUUUACCACUCGAAACGGAAAACAACAAAUAAUCUUGCAGUCACAAUAUGUGAAGCGGGCAAGUUCUAUUAUUGUGUUAUUAGGGUAAGAACAAUUCUAUUUAUUGUAUGUUUUAUUUCUAUUAAGUAAACGUAUUGGCUUAUUGCAUUUUUUAAUCCCCCCCCCCCAUGUGGAGGACUUCCAUUUUUGGAUCUCCUUCCUUGGAAUUCUGCAGAUGUUGAUGAAUUCUCUUCCCACCCCAUGGAAUUCUGCAGAUUUUUUACAAAUUUCCAGCUACUGUACCCCAUGGAAUUUCCACAGAUUUUUAAUGAAUUUCUACUCAUCCUUGGAAUUUCCAUCGAUGGUUUUUGACCUAUUCGCUGGAAUUUCCCCAUUUUUUGUUUACUAGGUAACUACUGUAUCCCUUGGAACAUCCCGUGGAAUGCCCCUGUCCCCCCCCCCCCACCUUUAUGGAAAAUUGAUGAAUUUUUAUGAAGAGGGCUAAAAACAGCCAUAUAAUAUAAUCCAGACAGUUUUGCUCUUCAAUCAAGAUAUAGCAUGGUUUCUCAUGAAAUUUGGAUAAACAUGCACUCGUAAGUUUUUCAAACACCCUGUAUAUCACGAGCCCUAAUUUUGUGGUCUUUGAAAAACUCACUCGUGUAUGUUAUAUCCAAAUUGCACUCGAAGCCAUGCUAUUACCUAUGCUUACAAUCAGAAAAAAUGAAGCAAGGUUUCCAACCAUUGUGAACAAGUCAUCUUCAAUGGCAUGAAAUAGUCUUGCUACCCUAUCUAUCUUGUCUGUGUGCUGCAAACAAAUCGAUCUUUAUUUAGAUAUAUAUAUUAUAUAUAUAUAUAUAUAUAUAUAUAUAUAUAUAUAUAUAUAUAUAUAUAUAUAUAUAUAUAUAUAUAUAUAUAUAUAUAUAUAUAUAUAUAUAUAUUGACACUCUUUUAUAUUGGUCACCCUUAUAUGUUCACAACAAUUAUGACUAAAUUGCAACCAAGCUUAAUCUGUUCAACUUGUAAUCAUUGUGCAAUUGUCAUUUCCUUUGCCAAAUGAAUAAAGGAACUGGUGUAAGUGGAUUGUUAACAUACUGAUUCUGUUCUAGGCAUUUCUACCAGUGAAUUCUUCAUUAAAUGUGACACCAACAUCAUCAUUAAAUGUGACAAAUACGACAAUGGGUGAAUUAUGCAGUGUGUCUGGUGAUCCUGUUAAAGAUAUUUUGCAGCAGAUUUUUGGGCACCAAUCGUUUCGAAAGGGGCAAGAAGAAGCCAUAACAACAAUAAUGAAAGGAUUAGAUACUCUCCUUGUUAUGCCUACUGGUGGAGGUAAAACAUUAUGUUAUGCAAUUCCUGCUGUAAUAUCGAAAGGGAUCACCAUAGUCGUAACCCCAUUAUUGGCUUUAAUGGAUGACCAAGUAAAGAGGUUAAAGCAAAAAAUGUCUGUUUGCUACAUUAACUCAAUGAUGCCAGAAGAUGAGAAAGAUAUUGUUCUUCACUGUCUUUCUCAAAAGGAUAUCCCCUAUGAUAUACUGUUCAUUACUCCUGAAGCAUUGCUUGCCCCUCAACUUCAAGCAAUUGUAAAGAGAAUGUCAGAGGCAGGAACAUUAUCAAGAAUUGUUGUGGAUGAAGCCCAUUGUGUGGACACAUGGGGGAAUGACUUCAGACCAAGUUAUUCAAACCUUUCUAUUUUUAAAGAACAUAAUGUUCAAAUAGUUGCAUUUACUGGAACUGCAACUGAAGUUACUGCUCAGCGUAUUAUUGAUAGCCUAAAACUUGCUAAUCCAACCAUAUUGAGAAUGUCUUUGGAUAGACCAAAUUUGGUUUUUAAAGUUUUAGAAAAAAAGGAAACAAAGUCUAUGGAAUGUGUCUGA